Messenger RNA from Papaver somniferum (opium poppy), 1756 nucleotides. RefSeq lists its product as uncharacterized. The transcript has 4 exons. The record is from RefSeq and is a predicted model, not a curated record. Bases 225 to 899 code for a protein of 224 amino acids. Lineage: Eukaryota; Viridiplantae; Streptophyta; Magnoliopsida; Ranunculales; Papaveraceae.
CCGCCUUAUCUCUCUCUAAACUCUCUCUGAAAAAAUGGCGAUUCUCUGAUUAUUGAGAGACGAAGAAAGAUUUCGAGUGGUUUUCAUCGCAAACCUACCCUAAUAGAUUAUGUAGUUCGUGUGUAUCAUUUUGAUCCAUAUAUAGUGAUAUUUUCUGAAGAUUUUGAAGCAGAGAAGGUGACUGGUUGUUCCAUCUGGUGGUUUUCUUAAAAGAUAUCGUCACAAUGUACGCGAACAUCAUUAGGAAAUAUGUGAAGAACCCAGUAAGAAGUUUUAGGGUUGAAGAAAGUGAAAUAAAUAAGGUUAGAUUCUUUGACAAUGUAAGUGUAAAUUCUGGUGGAUUGAAUGGUUUUAGUGAUGUUGUUCAUGCUGCAUACCAGUUACCACCUAUUAAGAAGGUGAAUUUGACUUGGUUCAGUGAGACAGGCCCAUUCUAUAUUGGUAACGAUGAUGAAUUUUUUGAAAUGUGGGAUAAAGGAGUAGUUGAAGUUGAUGGGUAUAUUCAUCUGUACAUGAAUGUUACACACAGGAGGGUUCCUCUUAGUGAUGAAUUCCCUUCCAGUUCUUGUUUGUCAGUUUCAAACAGUCUUUAUUCAACACCUGAGAAAGUGAAGAGUACAUCAAGGUUACACAUUGAAAUAGGUGCAGCACCAGUCACUCUUGACCCAGCUACUUUUUUAACACCUAAGAAGAGGAUCUUGUAUAGUAAAUCUCCUGAGCUAUUAAGGAGAAGUCCUAGACUGUUGAAGAAGUCCAUUGAUGCAGUAACAGGAAGUUUGGGUAGUGUCAGUGGUAAGAAGUUAUUUGUUAAUGUGGAUGAUGAAGAGGUUGUGGAUGCUGAAAUAUCAGAUGAAGCAAGACAGUUAGAGUUGGAGUAUCAAAACAUACAACCGACAUAAAAUGAACCAGAUGUCUGUCAUCCCAUUGAUGAUUGUAGAAGUCCAGUGGAUGAUGAUGCAGAGUUGGGUAUUGAAGUGUAUACUGAUUUUGUGAACAACUACUUUGGUGGAAUGGACUCUUUUGAUUUCCUACAUCCACAACUAUAUAAGAAAAAGGGAAUAUGCAGAUGAAGCAUCAAAUGAUAAUAAUUGUGGUGUUACUGAGGAGUAUGACCCUAAAGGAAAAACACCAAUAGUUGAUGUACCAGAAGUAAAGCAUCACAGUUCCCUUACACUUCUUCUUCUUGCAAGUUUGGUUCUUCCAUGGACAAUUGUUGUGCAUAUGGCUAUUGUCACCACAAGCAAAGCAGGAAUGUGGAGUUGGAAGUUGAACUUUGAUUGCUCUUUUUUAGUUUGUGGCAUCUGCAAACCACUCAAAGUAUGAGCAGAUUGAGCAUCUCAAGAACUUCUCAGCAACAUGAUUUUCAGUUUGAGCUUUCAACAACUUUCUCACUCCAUUGCAAGGGUAUAUAAAGAAAGGUGAAAUUAGACCGUUGGGAACGGUCUGAUUUUCUGGCAACAUCCAUCUGCCACGUCAGCCAUCUUCCACGUCAUCCACAGGUUAACUCCGGUUAAUUAUGUUGAGUUAGGAUAAAGGGAAUUUUGGGGACAUUUAACACCGUUUUUUUUUUUUUGAAAAACAGUUAUGUCGCCCAAACUAUGACUCUUUUGUAACUGAAUUAGAAAAAGUAUGACCAUUUUGUAAAUGAUCCUUUUUUUUUUACACGUGAAAGAUUGUAUUACAAUACUUAAUAACGUUUCAUAGCAACAAAAUACACAAAUACAAAACAUACAUUAGCUAGUAAAUUCUUUGAUGA